AUGGAGUCGAGAAACUUCUCAAAUUCUUCACGUUGUGAUGCAAAGGUUUUACUAAAGAAACCACCUGAAAGGGCCAAAAAUAAUCUUCGAGCAUACAGUUCAAGGUCCUCGAAGAACUUCUCAAUGGGAUCCUUGGUGGACGGGGAGGGGAUGGCUGGCUGGUGGGAGGGGAUGGAGGCUGAGGCUGAUGGUUUGUGGGCGGAGUUGUGCGUGGCAUACCGACACGGUGCGCUGAUCCCGGAACGUUUGGAGAUUGACGAUCAGCCUGCAUGUUUGUUGCCGGCCGCGCUCUGUAGCCGCCGCCGGAGAUUGGGGUGGGACUGGACGGAGGGAGGGAGUUGGGGGCUUGGGCUUAGUGUCUGGAAGGAGUUGAUAUUUAAUGUACUCCGUGACUGGAUCUAG
Molecule: messenger RNA, 402 nt
Organism: Babesia ovata
Lineage: Eukaryota; Apicomplexa; Aconoidasida; Piroplasmida; Babesiidae
Exons: 1
Coding region: 1-402 (133 amino acids)
Source: RefSeq, a predicted model, not a curated record